CAGAUUUUGACUGCUCACUCUCUAUCUUUUAUUUUUCUCUCUGUCUCUCCGUCUCCGUCACUGUUUUUAUCUUGAGUCUUUGCUGUAGUGUUGUGGGGUUUACAGAUUUGUGACCAAUUUGCGGUUGGAUUUUCUGGUUUCUGCUAUCCUGUUUGCUGAUCUAAGAAACACUUGCAGAGUGGUUGGAACUGGCGAUCUGUUUGCGCUGAGGAAAAGAAACAGCAUGCGGUGGUGGCUGAGUCUCUCUGUUGACGUGUUUCGAAAAGUCAUCUCCUUGCAUCUCUACUGUCGUGUGAUUCUGUAAUUGUUCUCAUAAUCACAGAACUACCAGAAACCUUCUCUUCGGUCGUGUUACCCUGAAAAUUUUCCAUGGGAUCUACUUUCUUCAUCGUUGUUCCUUGUUACGUUCGUCAAAUUAGCUGAACGUUAACAAGAAAAGACCCCAUUUCUUUUCCUUCUCAUCUUCUUGUUUCACCCACCUCUUUUCUUUUUUUCCAGUAAUUGUCGUCUUCUUCUGGGUAUAUCUUUUCUGGGUCAUCCUCUUUGAUUUAUCUCUGUGGAGGAUCGUGUUGUUCAGAUUUGUUAUCAUUAAUAGUAUUUGAAGGGUUGGGGGACGUAGUUAUGGUGUGCCAAGCAGCGAGCCAAACAAGAUUUCGGGCAUUGAAGUACGAAAAUGGGAUUGCAGGGAGCGCCACCAUUGUAGUUAGAGUUAUAGCUUGCUUUCAACCACUUCAAGAUUGCCAGAUUCUUGUUUUAAGUGGAUGGGAGAGGACUCUGGAUCCCGGUUUCCUUGGCAUCGACUGGAAUUGCAAUCCCCUGAUCUUUAUUCCCCCGGUCCUCCAUUUCAUUCCCUUAGCCAGGAUAAAGUUCCGGGUUUGAUGAACAGUGGGACUAAUCUGAUUUCUGUUGAUGGGAAUUUUCCUGUUUGUGAACGUCCCCUAGUCCCUCAAUUCCGUGAAGGCCUGGCAAAUGAUCUUCGUGGCUGGUUCUAUUGUUUGCCUCGCUUUCGACAGGCCUUUAUACCUUCUUCAACCCCAAUUUUGAAGGACAAUCCAAAGCGUCUCUAAUGAUGUUUUUGGUGAGUCUAUGGCGCUAAGGGAGGGCCGGGAUGCGCCCAGAAGAGAUUCCUUGUGUUUGAUCAGUCUGGGUGCCAAACAAGGUUGAUAUUUAGUUCGGGUGUGGAGACUCGCAAUCAGCAUUUUACUCCUUUGGGUCCUAAGUUUCCUGGUGUGAACAGGGAGGUUCCUCAGAGUAAAGAGGAAUUGAAGAUUGAUAUUGGAAUGAAUUCAAUGGAUGAAGUUGAUGGAAUACAUGGAACUGAUGUCGAAAGUGAAAUGAGGGAGGAUACAGAGGAGCUAAAUGCAUUACUUUACUCUGAUGAUUCAGAUGGUGAUGGUGAUUAUACCGAAGAUGAUGAAGUUACAAGCACUGGACAUUCGCCUAGUACGAUGACAGCUCAUGGUAAGCAGGGCUCGUUUGAGGGGAGCACAGGAGGAAUGUCAAGUUAUGUUGGACCGAGCAAAAAGCGAAAGCUUUUUGAUCAUGGUGAUCAUGAUUUACACUCGCUUCUGGACACUGCAAGUUCAGUGAAUCCGUGUAAGUGCGCUGAAUAUGAAGAUGAUGCAGAAUCUAGUUGUGGCAACCACAACCGGGAGAUUGAUUUGCUAUCAUCAGAAAACAAGAGGUUGAGAAGGGAGAAAAUCCGUGAAACUGUGAGUGUUCUGCGUAGCAUAAUUCCCAACGGAGAAGACAAGGAUCCCAUGGUGGUUCUUGACGAGGCCAUUGAUUACUUGAAAUCCUUGAAGCUCAAAGCCAAAGCUUUAGGACUCAAUGCUCUAUGACCUGCUUUGGGUAUAUAAUUAAAGUCUAGUCUUUUGCUUAGCUAGUAUAGCUGUAUUAGUACUUUUCUCAGCAAACUAUUAAUCUCUUGAUGGUAAAAAUGGAGGUGAUAUUUAAGAUAAAAUAAAGGAGAGAAAGAAAAGCAAGGAAGCUUCAAAGACUCCUCUAAUCUUGUUUCGGUGGCUUGAAUCGAGAAACCAGCUGCCAUUGGCUGGUGAUACGAAUCUCUCUAGUCUCUCUGGAGAAGGGUGUGUUAUAUAUUAAUGCCUAAAUAAGGGGAGGUGAAGGAAGAAUCAUUUGAAUCAUUCGUGCUGGAACAAACAAACGCAGACAGACAAUAUAGCACUCAAGGCUUGGUAAAUGGAGGGUGUGAUUCAGAAACUGGUGGGUGUAGAGGAAUAUUUCUCCCAGGAAGAAAAGAAUGAGGGUAUAUCGGGACCCAACUCUGACUUUCUCUUCCUUUAGGAAUUCUUGUGAUGUCUUUCCUUUUCAAUCUGCCAUUAGAGAAUUUGCUUUGAGAGAUUUUCUAAUCUGUUCUGCAACGACUUGCCAAAAGGAAGGAGAAGAGGCGGGGUCCGUAGAUGAAGCAUAUUAUUGCCCCGCUCAUUAUAUCUUCCCGUUGGUUCAUCUCCCAAGCACUUUGUAAUUUGGUUUUAUCUCCUCGUAACAUUCCCUUUCUAUGUUUUCAUUAAGUUUAAGUUGUAUUCUCAAUCUCUCUGAUCUGUGUAAUGUAAAGACCCAUGUUUUUUAUUUUUAUUUUUUCCUGUC
Carica papaya (papaya) is the source of this 2607-nucleotide messenger RNA. The record is from RefSeq and is a predicted model, not a curated record. Lineage: Eukaryota; Viridiplantae; Streptophyta; Magnoliopsida; Brassicales; Caricaceae.